This is a messenger RNA of Didymella exigua CBS 183.55, 1422 nucleotides long. RefSeq names its product DUF521-domain-containing protein. The transcript is spliced from 5 exons. Lineage: Eukaryota; Fungi; Ascomycota; Dothideomycetes; Pleosporales; Didymellaceae. The record is from RefSeq and is a predicted model, not a curated record. The coding region runs from base 1 to 1422 and encodes 473 amino acids.
AUGAAUGGAUCAUCCACAUCAGCUCUGGACUGCGGAGUGGUGUACGGCACACCUCAUGUCUAUGGCACUGCAUCAGGCCAACUACUAGCUUCAAGUCUCGAGCUCAGCUUCUGGGGUGGGGUUGACCAUGGGACUGGAAUUGUGAUUGACCGCUCCCACCCCCUCGUUGGGCAGUGUACGAAGCAUAAGAUCCUGGCGAUACCUGGCGGGCGAGGGUCAUGUUCAGGGUCCGCUACCAUCCUGGAGUUGAUUAUGAACGGUAAUGGACCAAGGGCAUUGAUCUUUGAGCGCACCAACGAGAUCCUUGCCGUAGGCGUCUUUGUCGCAGAAGAGCUGUUUGGAGAGAAGAUACCCAUGGUGCGCCACAUGCCUGAGCUAUCGGACACUGACAGGGCCAUGCGUUCAGGUAACUGCGAAAACGGUGGAUACAUGAAAGCUCAAGGACUGGCCAUGGCGAUCAUCAUAAGAACUGCUUCAAUCAUGAAGGCCCCAUCUUUGAUGUCCAGCGAUGAGCUUGCAGAAGCCUUCCUCAGCAUGGGCGCGCAGAUGUCAUUCACAUGCGCGCCAUACCAACUCGACUCAGCACCCAAGCUCGGCGACCAAGUAGCGUUUGGCGAGUCUAAUGUCGUCCGCUACGCAAACAGCGUCCUCGGUGCAACAACAGCGAAGUACCCAAACAUGCUUGAAGCACUUAUCGCCUUGACCGGUCGCAUUCCACGAGCCGGCAUCCAUCUGGCAGAGAAUAGAGUACUUCAGAUCUCCAUCACUGCGCCGCCACAUCUACAUGAAACCCCGAUAGACGAUUCCUUCUGGCCCCCUCUCGGCUACGAAGUGGGCACCAAGACAGGCCCACAUAUCCCAUCAUUACUGGCCUCGACGGGACCUCCACGGCGCCACCACCCUCUCGCGAUUGCUGGAGCGCCAAUGUUUCACAUGCGCGGCAUCACGCCAGAAGCCGAGCAGCACAGAGCCAUCGCCGAAUCUGACUCACUGCCACGGACAAGCUUCAACCGGAGCCAUGCCUCUGAAGUCGCGCCGCGCAGUAUAGAUCUCGCUUCCCUCGGCAAUCCUCAUUCCUCCCUCCUCGAGCUGACUACACUUGCACGACUCGUCCACGGCCGCGCUAAACACCCUUCCACGUCUGUGAUCAUGACGACGUCGCGGGCACAGCACAGUCUCGCGACACAAGCCGGCUAUACAGCUGAGUUGGAGAACUUCGGUGUCCAGGUACUGACGGAUACGUGUUGGUGUUUUAUCCGCGAUCCGGUGAUAAGGGAAGACGUACAGUGCAUCAUGACCAACUCGGGGAAGUACGCACACUACGGGCCUGGGUUGACAGGGCGGGACAUCUGCUUUGGGAGUCUUGCGGAGUGUGUCGAGACGGCAUGUACUGGGCGCUGGGAAGCAGAGGUGCCCUUAUGA